UGAUAUCAUUCGCCUUCUUGACCUAUGGAUCUUAUUUGUAUGAUGCUAGGUCAUGAAGCACCCCAUUUUCCUUGACGCUGUUCUGACGAUGCGGAUCUGAUUCGUAGGGUACCAGGUGCACGAAGUUCGAGUCACUGUCUCCAUGCCUUGGCAAAUAGGGGAAAGAAGUCUUCCUGAUCCUCGGCAUCUGAAACACAGGAAUAUUCAUGGGCACGCACAAGCGUAAUAUAAAGGUAAUACUGGGGCGUCACUGUGGUAAGUAACACCUCGCCCGUGUCUCUCCUCACCGGUCUGCCAGGAUGCCGCUCUGGCAGCUCCCAGUCACGCAAAGGGAAACCAUUACUUGUAUAGAUGACAUGGGCAAUCCCAAAACACACGGUCCAGAGCAGAGAUAUGUCAGCCCUACCACUGGGGUCUGUCGAAAACUCGUCGUGCAAGCCGUCAAUCGCUCUGCGCCAUCCGAAGUCGCCAUCAGCAACCACACCAGCCAGGUGUCCAAACUCGCCGUAUGGCUAGUAGCUACUCCCAUCAGAGGAUGGGUCAUUUUCAAAUGGGUCGGCGUAUGGUUGUGGUUUACGUUGAAGCUCUUCUGGUCGCUCAUUUGGUCGGUCAUCAGCCUGCUCGUGCAGCUUUUCUCUACCAUCGACUUGCCGGAUGACUCUGGAGAUGAUAAAGAGUUGUAUAACACUGGAUACUACAAACCUUAUGUUCGUGACUUCCAGGGUCAGCUAUGGGCAGCUCGUUCACCCAAGGAAUAUUCUUCGCGCGUUAUCGAGGAGGGUGAGAUGGAUAUCCCCACGCAUACUCUUUAUCCCCGACUUCUCAUAAUCCGCGACCCGAGUCGAAAUCAGUGGGUUCCAUGCACAGAUCGCGAGACCAUCAUCCGCACCAAAUUCAUCGCCAUCUCUUACCGCGCCGUCGAUGCCUUCACUCGAGGCCCAAAUAUGGAGAAGGAAAAGGCGCAGUUUAAAGACGAGGUUCGUGCAGCGGUGCUCGAACAGAAAUUCAAUGCAUAUUGGCUUGACCUGGAGUGUGUGGGGGAGACUCCGUUGGAAAAGAAUCUGGAUCUGUACUGCAUGACGGACGUCUACCGGGGAGCACAGUUGACCUUGAUCAUGCUCGGCAAAGCUGCGGCUGGUGAGAGCGAGUGCUGGAGGGGCUGGGGCGAACGUGUGUGGACACUGCCCGAAGCCCUCCUGAGCUCUCGCCUUUGCUACAAGUUCAGGGAUCGGGACGAGGUUACGCCGUUGUCGUUGUUCGAGCUGGCUAACCUGGCCUAUACGAACUACGACAUAGAACAGGCAGUCAUCAAUGCGUACAGCGGAAAGGAUCCACUUGAGAGGCUGGAACGCUUGACGCUGUUGAAAUCAGCUAUAUGGCGGCGCGGUACAGCAGCUCUACCAGUAAACUCUGCCACUCCACCCCCGCCGAAGUUGGAUAUGAUAGGCGAAAACCCUGUCACCAACGGGGCGUACAGUGCGGAGCGGGUGUAUGCGCUCAUGGGCUUUUUUGAGCACCGCAUUCAACCGAACCGCUCAGAGGACGACUUGCGCGCCCUCGUUAGGUUAUCAAUGGCCAAUGACAACGACCGCAUCAUUGAGCGCAUGGUAUCCAUGUUGCCUUCGACUAUCACCGAGACGGCGUGCUGGUACGCUGACGAUGAUAUCCACCGUGCCAAUCUCUGGGAUAUUCUCCCGGAGAUCCAAGUUGCUGGUGUGACGAAGAGCGGAGCCCUCGUGCUUGAUGGAUGUAAGGUAGCAGCUAUCAGAUGGAAGGAUUUCCCAGAAAUUGCAUUUGAUACCUCAGAUUCGCUGAGGAGGACACUCGUCGGUUUCUUUGCGUAUCUCGCCUGGCCGUGCCUCAUUGUUGGGCUAGCGAUUUCGACGACCAAUCGAACAGGAAGUAUUGUGCUCAUCGUCAUCGGAAUCGUGUUCCUGUGUCUUUCCCCCAGACUGUUCCUUUUCAGUCAAUCCGGGCGUAUCGUCGCCGCGCAACCGUGGUUCAUCGGGGUCAAAGGAGUGAUCGACGUCGCAGAGGUAGAGAGACACCUUUAUGGGGGUACCGUUGCCGGACACCUCCCAAGGAUGUCUUACACGCCGAGCGGGUCACAGUUCUCGAUUCCAGAACAAAACACGGUACGGGGAGGUAGAGACAUACAAUAUGGAUCGGCGAUUCUAGGGAAUAGUGGACCCCAUGCGGGACACGUGUUCACGCUCAUCGACACGUGCUCAUCGACGAUGUACUAUUUCCGUGCGGAGCGACCACCGACUGUGUGUAUAUUCACAGGACGAGAGGGAGGGCUUGGGAGGUUUGUGCUGUGCUCAGAGAGGUGCAGUAUCAAUGAGCUGCACAAGGAAAGCGUGUUGAGGAUGCCGACGGAGAUCAGUCAGAAGAUGGAGUUGUGUGGUUGGAUAGCCCUUGGAUGAUACAUUUCCGCUACAGCAGUCGUAUUUCUUUUUUUUGCACGUGCUUGGUUUCUUUCGCUCGUCCAUGUCUUCCACCUACUGCCAAGUACUCGGUUCCUAUGCUAAUAUUCCUACUAUUGUACGUACGGGUCUAUGGUUUGCUCCCCGAAUCUAAGCUGAUC
Messenger RNA from Suillus paluster, 2587 nucleotides. RefSeq lists its product as uncharacterized. Bases 300 to 2426 code for a protein of 708 amino acids. NCBI's taxonomy places the organism in Eukaryota, Fungi, Basidiomycota, Agaricomycetes, Boletales, Suillaceae. The record is from RefSeq and is a predicted model, not a curated record. The transcript is spliced from 3 exons.